UGAACCUGGACUGGAACGUACCCCAAUGACAGUUAGCUAACCUCAAAAAAAUCAUUUAUUUUUAUUUAUUAAUUAUAACAACUAAUUAAGUGUGUAAUUACUCACACGCCCCCAUGUCGGACCAAAUCGAGAUGUCUUUCCGGGGCCCCCGAGUUCUCUCCGCCCACCGACGACUCAAUGUCGGCGGUUACACUAGCCCCCAGAGCAAUUUUGAGGGGCACGCGAAUAAAAUCGUCGCUAAAUUGGAGGAAGACGGGGCUUUGAUGGAGGAUACCCCCGUUUCGGAGCAGUUGAGGAAGGAGGCUUUGAGGGACUUGCCCCAAUGUUUGACCAUGAAAAGAUGCGUCAAAAUGAAACUAACCAAAUCCGUGAGUCUGAAAUCGAAGAAAAAACCAAUCGGGUCGUGGAAACGGUUGAAAUACAAAUCGAGUAUUAGAUUUAAAAAAUUUGUUGCCAACGUGAAAAAUUUCAAUUAUUUCGAAUUGUGGCAGAGUAGUUUGAAAGACAUAGAAGGCCGGUUUGGGUCCGGUUAUGCCUCAUAUUUCAAGUUUUUACGUUGGCUAUUCGUAAUGAAUUGUCUUGUAGUUUUAUUGUCGUUUCCUAUGUUGGUAGUACCUCAAAUCAUCUAUGACGCAACUGGAAAUAACACAAAUGUUGGGCAGUUCCAAGUUUCGGAUUUUUUUAUCGGGAAUGGUUUUUUUGACGACACUGUACUUUAUUACGGACACUACACCAACCAUACAAUCCAAUUAGUUCCGUUUUUAUUUUUUGACAUGCCUAUUGCCUAUUUCACAGUAAAUGUUGUGCUUUAUUUGAUUUCUUUCCUUAUUUUAGCCGUAAGUGUUGCCCAAUCGUAUCGUCGCACAUUUAUUGAGACUAAAGGUGGUCUUCAAAAUGUUUUCGCAAACCGGAUUUUCUGCGGCUGGGAUUUUGGUAUAGCAACCAAAGAAGCCGCUCAUUUGAAAUCAUUAGGGAUUUUUAACGAAUUAAAAGAAUUAUUAAAUGAGGAACGUCGAGAUGAUGAGGAUAAAACUUGUAUUUACAAAUUCUGGACUUAUAGUACACAAAUAGUGGCAAAUAUUUUAAUUUUGGUGAUUAUUGCGGGUGUAGGUUGGCUAACCUGGGUGCUACUCGAGAAUUACGGACACGAAGACGGUGCCAAUGUUUUAGUGACAACAAUUGUAGUCAAUGUAAUUCUCAUGGUCUUGCCUUCAAUUUUCCACUAUGUUGCAACAUAUGAGGAUUAUGAAAAUCCCCGAACGGCACUUUAUAUUACUCUAAUCCGGACCUAUUUACUUGGUUCUGUCAUUAUCGGCUCUAUUUUAUCAUUCUGGUUGAUUAAAUCCGGCAACACUGACUGCUGGGAAAACCAUUUAGGGGCCGAAAUCUACCGUUUUGUCAUUUACGAUUUUAUUUUUUCAGUUGUUUUAACCACAAUUAUCGAUUCUGUAUACUUUGCAAGCCUUUAUCUCUUGGGUCGUGACCCUAAAACCGAAUUCAAUGUUGCCAAACAUACGCUUCAGAUUAUUUUCAACCAAGCUUUAUUCUGGGUAGGGUUCUUUUAUUCGCCCAUUUUGCCUGUCAUAGUGUCUCUAAAAAUGUUCAUAAUUUGGUAUGUGAGACAAGGGUGCGUUCACAAAUUCUGUAAACCGCCGACUAAGAUAUGGCGGGCUGCGCAGACGCAGACGUGGUUUAUGAUGAUGGUGUUUAUUGGUGUUUUGUUGGUAAUAGCCGCGCAUGGGUACACCCUAAAAAGUGUUUCCCCGUCGGGUUGUGGGCCGUUUAGUGGCUACAACUACACUUACGAAAUUGUGACUAACAAUAUUGAGUAUUUGGAAGAGGAGGCUGUGGUUUGGAAGGUUUUGUUUAAUGUUACUAAACCGGGCGGGGUCGCUCUGUUGAUGGUUGCUUUAGGGAUUUGGGUUUAUUAUGUCAAAGAGCAAGCUUUGGCCCAAAAAGAGAAGGUUAAAACAAUGAGGGAAAUGCUCAUCUGGAUGGCCAAAGAUAAGAAGUUUUUGGUACAGUGGUACAACGAAGUCACUAAAGGAGAAAUUAAUACGAGUUUGCGUGAUAAUAGAGUUAUGGAUCCUCGCCAACUGUUACCUCAUGAGUGUGACAAUGAUAAUAUUAGUUUAAUCGGUGAUGCUGAACUUAACAGUAGGUACAAAUCAUUUUCUUAAAGUUACAAUGUGAUAUUUUGAAUAAAAACUUGUAUUUGUU
Molecule: messenger RNA, 2220 nt
Organism: Tribolium madens (black flour beetle)
Lineage: Eukaryota; Metazoa; Arthropoda; Insecta; Coleoptera; Tenebrionidae
Product: transmembrane channel-like protein 5
Exons: 13
Coding region: 114-2180 (688 amino acids)
Cellular component (GO): plasma membrane
Molecular function (GO): mechanosensitive monoatomic ion channel activity
Source: RefSeq, a predicted model, not a curated record